Messenger RNA from Mytilinidion resinicola, 795 nucleotides. RefSeq lists its product as uncharacterized. Bases 1 to 795 code for a protein of 264 amino acids. The record is from RefSeq and is a predicted model, not a curated record. NCBI's taxonomy places the organism in Eukaryota, Fungi, Ascomycota, Dothideomycetes, Mytilinidiales, Mytilinidiaceae. The transcript has a single exon.
AUGGCACCCCAAAACCGUGAUCGCCUCGUUUCAGUCAACGCUAUGGUCUCAGAACUACGCACGUACAUGGCGAGCUGGCGUACCUCGGCCUUCGCCAAGCAACUUCGAGCACUACUUUUAUCCCGCUCAGAGAAGUGGGCCAUUGAUCGAGCGGUCGUAAUCGGUCUCGGUUGCACGAUUCCUCGUCAGCUGAACGAGGAGACCGAUGAGGAGUACUGCUUGUUCCGCCGGCACAUUCUUUGCCAGUGCAUGAUGUUCCAGGAAAUCGCCAAUAUUUUCUCUUCUGAACAAGGGGACCGCAGCAUUGAGAUGUUUGCCUCUGAUCCAGACAUCGAUCGGCUCGACGAAGAACUGCUUGAGCGUCUAGGAAUCACCGUUGUCGACAAGUGGGAAGAGCUCGUAACAACGAAGACGUUCGUCUAUAGCCCUUUCGCCCCCUGGCCCGUUGGCCUCCGAGCCAUUCGUCGCUCACCGGAGCUAUAUCUCGGCGUCGACUGGACCGUGGUUAUAGAGCUCCAUGAUCCACGUGAUCCGAGCAAAAGGAAAGAGGGGCGUUGGGGCAUGACCAUGGAGCAGUACGCCGUCUGCGAGACCUUUCUAAAAGGACGUGUGGAGAGCAUAUUUCCGGGACUCGAGAACUUUCCGGAAUAUGCGGCAAUGGACUGGGAGAGAAUGUUGGAAAGCCACGCUGAACUAAUCGGUGUGACGUAUACGGCAUUAUUGGGGCCGUUCCGCCUCUACUGGCCGAAGCCAGCACUGCCUCCGGUAGAAGGCGAGGGAAAGCGCUUUGGUUAG